AUGUCCGACGGAAAACAGUCUGGGCUCUCCGAGCCCAGCCACGCAGUGGAGAGUGCACACCUUGCUCAUCACGAGCUACCCGAUGACAUGUCGAUCCAAUACGAGGGGACACUUGACCACGCACCGACAACUUCUCACGGCACCUAUCUGGACGGGAUAAACGAAGGCCUCGAGCCAUUGGAAGAAUAUCAAGAAGGCGGAUACCAUCCCGUCCAUCUCGGCGACACGCUCAGCACAUCUGGCCGGUACCGCGUCAUUCACAAGCUAGGCCAUGGCGGCUUCGGAACCGUGUGGCUCUGCCGGGACCUGAAGGAUCCCGGAUACGUCGCCGUCAAGAGCGCUCUGGCUAUGAGCUUAUUGCAUAAGCGGGGCCUCUGCCAUGGAGACUUCCGACCAGCCAAUAUCCUGGUGAAGCUGGCCAACCUCAACCAGCUGUCUGAGAAUGAAUUGCUCUCCAUUUUGGGCCAGCCUCAGAAAACCCAUGUGCGCACCGAGUCUGGUGAGGAUCUCCCAGAAUCCUCACCACGCUACCUAGUAAUUCCCACCGACACCUCUCAUCUCAGUGACGAGUAUCUGACCGACAAAAUUUGCGUCAUCGACUUCGGCGAAUCUUUCCCAAUAUCAUUGCCUCCGGCCGAACUGGGCAUCCCCGAGAAUUACCUUCCGCCCGAGAUUAUUCUAGACCAAGGGAACGCCGUUUCCAAAGCCUGUGACAUAUGGGCGCUUGGUUGCACCUUGUUUGAGAUCCGGGAACAGCUUGCUCUCUUCUACAUGAUCUUCGACAAGGAUGAGCUGCUGGCGGAGAUUGUGCGGUUCUUCGGAAAACCGCCCAAGGAGUGGUGGGACAGGUGGGAGGCGCGGCAGGAAUCCUUCGACGAGCAGGGAACGUGGCUCCGACGUGGGGAUGAUGAGGAGUGGUCACUUGAGGUGGCGUUGAGCAAGCCUAUUGAGACAUUCCUUCCGGGCGUGGAUAACAAACAAGAGGUGCAGAAGUCGUUGGUCACCCACAAGGCGGAACAGGAACUGAUGGCGGAUCUUCUGUACAAGCUGUUUCGCUACGAACCGCAGAAACGCCUGUCGGCCGAGGAGGUUUUGGCGCAUGAAUGGUUCAAGAUGCGACUUAAUGUUCUUGACUGCAACCCAAACAAGUCGUCACAGAUCAGCAAUCUUGGGAAGGAGUUUUGGGGGACUAGAAUACGACCUUUCGUUGCACUAUGUAUUUCUGUUGAGGAUGUCAGUAUGCCAACUCUGCUAUAG
Messenger RNA from Diaporthe citri, 1257 nucleotides. RefSeq lists its product as uncharacterized. Gene Ontology annotation, molecular function: protein kinase activity; ATP binding. The record is from RefSeq and is a predicted model, not a curated record. Lineage: Eukaryota; Fungi; Ascomycota; Sordariomycetes; Diaporthales; Diaporthaceae. The coding region runs from base 1 to 1257 and encodes 418 amino acids. Gene Ontology annotation, biological process: protein phosphorylation. The transcript is spliced from 4 exons.